This is a messenger RNA of Seminavis robusta, 432 nucleotides long. The record is from the annotation of a GenBank genome assembly. NCBI's taxonomy places the organism in Eukaryota, Bacillariophyta, Bacillariophyceae, Naviculales, Naviculaceae.
AUGGCUAAUAUUGACUACCGCGGAAUCUGCAUUCAUGAAGACAUUGAGCGUCCUUUGAACGCUGUGAUGUCUAAGGAUCUUAGCACCGCGGUGAAGAUUGAGUUCCAUCUCACCGACGAUGAGAAUUUGUUUGUGGUGUGGUUUGCAGGAGAUGAUGAGGUCUGUGCAGAGUACGUCAACGAAUUUGACAACCACUUGCUACGCGGGCAAUUCAUGACGGCUUUGACGGCUUUGUCUGGGCUUCCUUUCAAGGUUAUUAACCACGACAUGGAUGAUGUUGCCGAUGACGCCGGUGCUGGUGUCGAUGGUACUGAUGAUGAUACGAUCGAUGAUGCGAUCGAUUUCCCUUCUGACGCCGAAGGAACGAUCGAUUUGGAUGAUGCUGAUACCGAUGAUGCUGAUGAUACCGAGACCGAUGAUGCUGAUGCCUAG